Molecule: messenger RNA, 330 nt
Organism: Rubroshorea leprosula
Lineage: Eukaryota; Viridiplantae; Streptophyta; Magnoliopsida; Malvales; Dipterocarpaceae
Source: the annotation of a GenBank genome assembly
AGUUGCAGUACCGGUUCAAUUCCAAGAUCAUAAUCAGUUUCUUCAAUUUUCUACCGAGUCAAGUGCAGCGAGUUGACUCGGCCAAUGGAGGCAGAGCCAGAGCAGGCGUUCGCUUCUCAAGAGUCCGCGCCGGCAGGAGAGGGAUCUAGGCGUGGGCGACCGAGGCUGGUCAUCAACGAGAUGGUGAUGAGGAACUUCAAAUCUUACGCUGGCGAACAACGCGUCGGUCCGUUCCACAAGAGUUUUUCUGCUGUGGUUGGUCCGAAUGGGAGUGGGAAGAGCAAUGUGAUAGAUGCCAUGCUUUUUGUAUUUGGGAAACGAGCUAAGCAG